CGAAGGCACGAGUUUCCGGAGGGAGGUCGAAUCCGACGCUAAAGUCGGCCACGCUGGGAAGCCGGCUUCCGGAAUGUCAUUUUCUUUCUCGGGCCAAGCGGCUCCCAGGUGCUGUCGGCGGCGGCGGCGGCAAUGAGGCAGAAGCACUACCUUGAGGCUGCAGCGCGGAAACUACAAGACAGAUGCCCGGGCCAGGCCCGCUAUCUCCUGUGGGCCUACAGUUCGUCACACGAUGACAAAAGCACUUUUGAAGAGACAUGUCCAUACUGUUUCCAGUUGCUGGUUCUGGAUAACUCUAGAGUGCGCCUCAAACCCAAGUCCAAAUUGACACCCAAAAUACAGAAACUUCUUAACCGAGAAGCAAGUAAUUAUACACUCAGUUUUAAAGAAGCAAAAAUUGUGAAAAAAUACCAAGAUUCCAAAAGUGUGCUGAUGAUUACUUGUAAAACAUGCAACAGAACAGUUAAACAUCAUGGUAAAAGUAGAAGCUUUCUAUCAGCAUUACGGAACAAUUCUACUACUCCAAGUAAACUCAGCCUAAAGACACCGGAGAGGAAGACUCGAAGUUCUGCAAACCUAAAUCCUGAUGUGUCUGGUUCCAAAGGCAAGAGCCCAGCGAUUUUCAGAACACUGACAUCUGGACAGUCAACACCCAUUUGCUCCUCAAAGAGUGCCAGCAAAACAAAGAAACACUUCUCUCAACUAAAAAUGUUGCUCAGUCAGAGUGAAUCCCAAAAGAAUCCAAAGAUGGACUUUAGAAACUUCUUAUCAUCUCUGUAAAGGAUGGACAAUGAAAAUAAGAAGUGCUUUAUACAAUUUCUGAAAAUAAAGUUAAAAAAACAGCUUUUUAUUUAUUCUUUAAA
This is a messenger RNA of Talpa occidentalis (Iberian mole), 863 nucleotides long. RefSeq names its product chromosome unknown C18orf21 homolog (gene RMP24). Bases 133 to 780 code for a protein of 215 amino acids. The transcript has 5 exons. The record is from RefSeq and is a predicted model, not a curated record. Lineage: Eukaryota; Metazoa; Chordata; Mammalia; Eulipotyphla; Talpidae.